Molecule: messenger RNA, 1220 nt
Organism: Daktulosphaira vitifoliae (grape phylloxera)
Lineage: Eukaryota; Metazoa; Arthropoda; Insecta; Hemiptera; Phylloxeridae
Product: fez family zinc finger protein 1-like
Exons: 4
Coding region: 233-1078 (281 amino acids)
Source: RefSeq, a predicted model, not a curated record
CCCUCUAGGAGUGACUGUAAUAUGUACAUUUUACAGUUGCCCGUGGGCGGGAAAUUUCAACUACCAUUUCGUGGUUUUCCUCUGUUCAUCAUUACUUUGCGUGUGACCUGAGCAAUGAUAAUUCAAGUUUAACAUUUUAAGUUUGACAUCCAACAACGUUAUACUCAUCGUCGUGAAAGUUCUGAAGGUUAUAUUGGCAUUCAGGAUUGAACUUAUUUCCAGGCGUUUUUGCAUGGACCAACAAAUGACUAUGAUCGGCGAAGGCCGUAAGAAGCCAACAGAUUUUUCUAUCGCUCGGAUUAUGAUGAAAGAUGAGCCCCGUCCUACGGCUUUUAAAGAAUAUAUACCAACAUCUUUGAAACAAACAUCAAUAUCACCUUUACCGUACAAUAUGUUAUCGUUUUCUGUCAUGCAUAAUAUAUUCCAGAGACCUAUUAUAAGAAUCAAACAACCGCAUUCUUCAAUAUCUGACAAAGGGAUCAUAUCCUCAUCUACUCCGGGAAAAGAUUCUGGGCAAACAUCAGCUGGACCACCUAAAAUCUUUACCUGUCCACACUGUGGCAAACAUUUUCAAGCUCAUUAUAACUUAACCCGUCAUAUGCCUGUUCAUACAGGAGCAAGGCCGUUUAUGUGUAAGGUAUGUGGUAAAGGAUUCCGACAAGCGAGUACUCUUUGCAGACACAAAAUCAUUCAUACUCAAGAUAGACCUCACCAUUGUGGCGUUUGUGGGAAAUCUUUUAAUCGUAGCUCUACAUUAAAUACUCAUACAAGAAUUCAUACGGGUGUAAAGCCUUAUCGAUGCGAAGUGUGCGACCGCCGUUUCCACCAGAAAGGAAAUUACUUAAAUCACACUUUGACCCACAACAGUGUUAAGCAGUAUAGAUGUUCAGUGUGCGGAAAAUCUUUUCAUCAGAUUUACAACUUGACAUUUCAUAUGCAUACUCAUCGGGAUAAAAAACCAUUCCAGUGUACAGUGUGCAACAAAGGAUUUUGUAGAAAUUUUGAUUUGAAGAAACAUAAGCGCAAACUUCAUCCUGAAGAGGAGGACGCUGUGCUUUCUUAUCAUCAUCAAUUUUAAAUCUACUUACCUCAUUAUAAGAAAAUAACAAUGACGGCCAUUUAGAUCUAUGAACUAAUAGAAAUAUAAAAUUAGUGGUUUCAAUAGUAUGUUAAUUUUUAAUUGUAUCCUUAUUUGUUUUAUUAAAGCGUUUUGUGAUUGA